AUGAUAAGAAUCAUGUCGAAAGAGAGCGAUGUGCUCCACGGCACGACUGAGAAUCUUGCUGAUCUGGCACGUUCGCUGGUUGCUCGUGCUUUGGACUGCUUCGACCCGACAUAUGGAUUCUCAACCGCGAGCUGUCAGUUAUACGACACAGCUUGGGUAUCGAUGAUAUGCAAGACCACCAACGGGGAGAAGCAAUGGCUAUUCCCAGAAGCCUUCCACUACCUCAUGCGAACUCAAGAUACCUGGGCCAUCGACAACGUAUCCCAGACCGUAGCAAUUCUAGACUCAUCAGCAGGUCUACUGGCGCUCUUGAAACACGCAGCUGAGCCCUUGCAGAUCGAUCAAUACAGCACACAAGAGAUUUCCGAGCGCAUAGCCCUCGCAACAAUAUCACUUGCCUCUCAACUCGAAGCCUGGAACGAUAUCGAAAGCACCAAUCAUAUCGGCGUGGAAAUUAUCGCUCCUGCGAUGCUUCAAUAUCUCAAAGAUGAAGAUCCAUCCCUCACCUUCUCCUUUCCCUGCGAGGAUUUACUUGCACGUAUGCAUGCCGCCAAAAUGUCUCGUUUCCGGAUUGAGAUGUUGUACGGCAAAUCGAUAUCCCCUGCGUCUUAUUCWCUCGAAGCUUUCAUCGGGAAGAUCGACUUUGAUUUGGUGCAGGGCCAACAAAUGAACGGAUCCAUGUGGACCUCGCCGUCAUCGACUGCAGCCUAUUUAAUGAAUGCCAGUACUUGGAGUACCGAAGCCGAGGACUGGCUGCGGCAUGUUGUCAAUGCGGGAGAGGGUCGUGGCGAUGGUAGCGUGCCGGGUACCUUUCCAACCCAUCAGUUCGAGCUCAAUUGGGCAGUGGCAACUCUUUUACAAAGCGGCUUCCGAUUGUCUAACUUUGACGAAAUGGAUCUGACAAGAGUUGCGGAAAUUGUCCGGGCUGGAUUCGCUGCGGAUGGUGGUGUAAUAGGUCACGCUCCAGGCACCGUCGAUGUGGACGACACAGCAAAGGGGCUUCUUGCACUGAAACUUCUCGGUCAAGAACGUGACAUUUCACCAGAUAUCAUGAUCCGAUUGUUUGAAAAGAAAGAUGCCUUUGGUACCAUGGCGGCCGAGCGAGAUCGAAGUGUCAGCUCCAAUUGCCAUGUACUGCUUGCACUUCUGGCAUGGAAUGACUAUUCGCGUUACGGAUCGCAGAUUCGCAAAGCGGCAAGUUUCACGUGCGAAUACUGGUGGAAUGCAAAUGGACGAUUCAAGGAUAAAUGGCAUUUGAGCCRCCUUUACCCGACCAUGCUGAUGGUAAAAGGAUUCACCAUUCUGCUUCGCGAUGUGGAUGAAGGUUCUGCAUCUGAGCUUCUUGGCUCGGAUCUCAGUAUCAAGAUCGCUAUUGCGGUAUUCCAGGCUUGUAUCCGUACGCUGAAUGAGCAGAGUGAAGAUGGAUCGUGGGAUGACUCCCCGGAGCAGACAGCGUAUGCUAUUCUAACUCUGGUCGAAGCUCGCAAGUUGUGCUUCUUUGCAGAUCUUGUCCCAAGUUUACAGAGCGCCAUCGAUUCAGGGGUCGCCUAUCUCGAAUCGGGUACCACUGGAGCAAAUGGACGWUACUGGACUUCCAAGACUCGGUACUGUGUGAGAUUUGUCAUGGAAGCCUACAUCCUGUCCGCUCGGCAUGCAGCCCCUGUUACAAGGGAUACAGGCAACAUCGGAUACUCACUUGGCUUUGAAGAGAGCGUUAUGAAGACGAGACCCUUCCUCCCCCUACUGAAGCUGACCAAGACUUUCUCCACCCUAUCGGAUCAGGACCUUCAAGCGUCUCUAGCAGAAGCAGCUCUAUUUUUACCCCUGCUACGUAACCGCAGGUUGGAAGUCUUUCCACGGGAUGAUCUGAAAGUCAGCAAAGACGCUUAUUUCGACAUGUUGCCAUUUCUGUGGGUCGGCUGUAGUAAUCGAGCGAGGAACUUUGUCCCAACCACAUUCAUUUUCGACAUGCUAUUCAUGACCUUGAUCAAUAUUCAAGUGGAUGAGUUCAUGGAGGACAUCGCCACGCAGGCGUUUGAGCAAAAUCCCGCUGGGUUGCACAGUUUGAUUGAUGAGGCGACUGAAGAAGCGUGGGCUAGAGUGGACUCUCCUGUCGCUUCAGAUGAGACUGUGGCCUUCACCAAGAUCGAUCCCAAAUUUCGGCAUAUGAAGGUGUACCAACCACUUUUGCGAUUCUCAGAUUACAUCCUCAACCAUGGCCCGAUUGUUCACGCAAGUCCUGCAGAUCGCAAGGCUCUCAAACACGAAUUUCGCCAAUUUCUCCACACCCAAACGACCCAGAUGGAGGAUAACACCAUGUUUCGUGCUCAAUCAGUCGGCAAAGGCCAAGUCUUCACAACCGACAUGACAUACUUCAACUGGGUACGAACAACAGCCUCCGACCACGUCUCAACUCCAUUGAACUUCGCCUGGGUGUGUUGCUGGAGCUCCGGGACGCUGCACAACGGCAACGAAGUCUUUUCGAAUCCCGCCGAGAAAUAUCUGGCAUCUGCCCUUUCGCGCCACCUGGCAGCGACGAAUCGCAUGUUCAACGAUCUCAGCUCGAUUGCGCGGGAUACCCUCGAGUGCAAUUUAAAUUCCGUGCACUUUCCGGAAUUCAACAGUACGCCUGCGUUGAAGGAGAUCGAGAUGCAGAAGUCUGCGUUGAGAAUUUUGGCCGAGUAUGAACAUGGCUGUGUUGAGCAUACCAUGGAGUGUUUGCGUCGGGAGGUCAAGCGAGCACAUCCUCAUCAGCCAGAGGGCUUGGCGGAGAAGUCCAAGUUGGGUCCUCUCAGGCUACUUUGCGAUGUGUCGCACCUGUGGGAUCAAUUGUAUUUGAUUCGGGAUCAUUCGAGUACCAUGAAAGGUGAUCGUUCGUCCACAUAG
This is a messenger RNA of Ramularia collo-cygni, 2886 nucleotides long. Its product is annotated as related to gibberellin cluster-kaurensynthase. Bases 1 to 2886 code for a protein of 961 amino acids. Gene Ontology annotation, biological process: diterpenoid biosynthetic process. The record is from RefSeq and is a predicted model, not a curated record. Gene Ontology annotation, molecular function: terpene synthase activity; magnesium ion binding. The transcript has 8 exons. Lineage: Eukaryota; Fungi; Ascomycota; Dothideomycetes; Mycosphaerellales; Mycosphaerellaceae.